AUGGACUCCUUACCAAAAGCAACUUGGGAGGAUGAUGAGACUGCAGAGAUUAUUGUGACCACCAGGUCAUCAAAGAUUUUCGAAGUAGGAAAGGGGAAAGAUUAUAUUGGCAUUGGCAAACAGGAACUACAAAGCGAAAGUUAUGUCCAAGAACUGGCGUAUCGCAAGCAGGAUGGUUCUUUCGCAGCAUUUUUAAGUCGAUCAUCCAGCACAUGGUUGACUGCCUAUGUGGUUAAGUUGUUUGCAAUGGCAUAUAACGUGAUCACAGUUGACAUAAAAGUACUCUGUGGAGCUGUAAGGUGGCUGAUAUUAAUUAAAGAGAAACCUGAUGGUCACUUCAAGGAGGAGUAUGGAGUGAUUCAUGGAGAGAUGAUUGGAGGAAUCAGACAAUCACAAGACAACGUGCCAUUGACUGCAUUUGUGCUGAUAUCACUAACUGAAGCUAAAAGUUUUUGCUUGCAUUCUGUUACGCCUUUUGCCAACCUUCAUAACUUUUCUGCCAUGUCAGCACAUUCAGUGAAACUCAUGAGAGGAGUGAGUGAGAUGUUGCAGCUGAUGAAAACUACGAGAGCUGGACACACAAAGGAAGUGAUCCAGUCGCUGAAAGGGAAACGAGACAACUAA
Molecule: messenger RNA, 624 nt
Organism: Pristis pectinata (smalltooth sawfish)
Lineage: Eukaryota; Metazoa; Chordata; Chondrichthyes; Rhinopristiformes; Pristidae
Product: complement C3 alpha chain-like
Exons: 6
Coding region: 1-624 (207 amino acids)
Source: RefSeq, a predicted model, not a curated record